Acromyrmex echinatior (Panamanian leafcutter ant) is the source of this 3397-nucleotide messenger RNA. RefSeq names its product Smg5 nonsense mediated mRNA decay factor (gene Smg5). Gene Ontology annotation, biological process: nuclear-transcribed mRNA catabolic process, nonsense-mediated decay. Gene Ontology annotation, cellular component: telomerase holoenzyme complex. Gene Ontology annotation, molecular function: telomerase RNA binding; protein binding; telomeric repeat DNA binding. Lineage: Eukaryota; Metazoa; Arthropoda; Insecta; Hymenoptera; Formicidae. The record is from RefSeq and is a predicted model, not a curated record.
AGUAACGCAAAAUGAGAAGAACGUUUAACGCCACGGUGGAGGCCCGAACAACGGACUGCCUCGAAGUCACGAGACGUCUGCACAAAAGCGUGACAGAGAUUGUUAAGAAAUUGGAUGAGCAAAAGAAUCGUGCCCUGACAGUAAGCGACAUAUUUCUUUCAUCUGGAAAAAUUCAGCGUAUGAAACUUAAGGAUUAUUGCGAGAGACUGAUAUUAAAAGAUCCUAUUGGAAAUGUGCAUAAAAUAGAAGAGCUUCUCUGGAGAAAGGCUUUCUACGAUGUUGUAUACACAGCCAAGAAGUUACGGAAGGAUAACACCUGGAAUGAUGUGGAAAAAACACUGCUUUCGAUCCAUUUGGCAGUGGGUGUGGGAUAUUAUCAUCAUCUGAUAAUGAGACUGCAAACUGAAUACGAUCUAGACCUUAUUGGUGUUGUUGAUUUUGCUUUCAUUCAAAACGAAAGUAUUUCAUCAUAUGCAAGAACUAAGACAGGGCAAACUAAAACUCAUACCAAGGAGCUCAAACAGUGUGUCAUGCGCUUGAUCCAUCGAAGCUUAGUAUGCCUUGGAGACUUGAGUAGGUACAAAUUAGAAUUAAAUUCAAACUGGGAUCCAAUGAUAGCAAACAGAUAUUAUAAGAUGGCUAUAGCCAUUGAUCCAAACAUUGGUAUGCCUCACAAUCAACUUGGUACUAUAGCAGGCAAUAAAAAUUAUGGGUUAGAUGCAGUUUAUCAUUAUAUGAGAAGCGUUUUGUGUCCUGAGCCAUUUGAAGGAGCAGAAGGAAAUUUAAAGAAAAUUGUAAUAACUCAGUCGACCUAUACAGAUGAAAGCAAUUCUGUCCAUCAUUGUGUAUCGCGAUUAUUUUCUUUGUUACGUUUAUGGGAUUAUGAAAAUCCAAAUUCUGAUAAAAUAAAUCAAGAAUGCCAGGAUCUCUUAACUGAUAUAGAGAAGUGUUUAACAAUGGAUCACAUUGAGCCAAAUAAUACAAAUUCUCUUGAAAAUAUGGAUAACAUAGAAACAUAUCUUCAAAAUUGUAAAAACAGACCAACGCUUUAUUUAACAGAUGAUAUGAUGUUUAAAAUCGUGACAAUAUGUUUAAUGUCAAUUUCUAGAUUAAAAAAUAAAGAAUCCAACGAAGUACAGGGUGUCGUUGCUAUAACUUUAGCGAUACUGUCACAAUUGUUAGAGUUUAUAAUAAGAAAAUUACAAGAAAUGAUCAUAGAAAUGGCUGUGCCUAAUGUAGAAGCAACUAUGAAGGGAAAUACUUGUUCCCAGUUAAAAACUGCACAGAAAAAUCAAGCAUUAUCUGAAUCAGGAGACACCAGAAAUCACGUGAAAGAAAAAGACUCUAUUUUUAGCAAAGACAAUAAUGUAUUCAAUUCAGAUGAGACUAACAAAAUUAAAUCAUCAGAUAACGGAUUCACAAACAAAUCAGGUCCCAAAAAAACUCGCAACAAAUCGAAAAGUCUUCUCAGCAAACUUCGUAGACGAAAAAGGAGAACUAGUUCUGAUUCAGAUGCGAGCGACGUAGAUCAGUUAACAUUAGCGUCGUCCAGUGACGAAAUCAACUCUGAUGUGUCUGAAACGGAAGACGACGCGUUGAGUGAGGGAAACGAUGCAUUAUCGGACGAUAAUACAGAUGACGAAGAACACUCUCCAGAAAAUAAGAUUCAGACUAUCGAAAAUGUAGCGCAGCCAGCGAAAAAAGAGAUGAACGGCCAUGGCAGCGAUAUUGUCGACAAAACGAAGGAUUGUGAUAAAAACGAUAUAAACCAUUUGGUUAACGGACAACAGCACGCGACCAAUCAGCAGACGGAUUCGAAAGCACUGAGUGAUAGAAAUUCUGUAAUAAAUUAUGUGAGCAACAGUGCGGUAACUAUCACGAAUACUGACUCGUCUAGUACUUUCGAGGAAGGUAAUGAUCGUUUAUGCAAUGCGGACAACAUUUUUUAUAUGGCACAGUUGAAAAAGCAAAGCUUAAAAUCGGAUGACAUUUUGAAUAUAUUGAUUGACAAGGAGAUUCUUGUGUCUAUUAAAGUAUGCUGCGAUUGGCUUCGAAGUAACCCCGACAUUGUGAGGAUAUGCGCCAAGAGUUCGCGAACAUUAUUAAAACGUGUUACGAUCCUGUUAAAUCUAAUCAAUAUGAAUAUUGAAACUCUUGUGCAGAGAAGCGAAGAUUUCUCGAUUCUAUCCAGUGUAGAUAAAUUGAAAGAGUAUACGAAGAUCGUACCUCUACCAGAGGACAUUGAUCUUCGGGGGUUAAAUUUAUUAGAAAAUGCUCAUAAAGCUCUCAAUUGGCAAAUACUUCGUAAACACAAAAUGAACAAGCGGGAAGAAACACUGCUGAGGGUAUUGAAGCUAAUCGAAUUCGGACACCAUCUCUGUUCCGUAGAGAAUUCAAAAGUACAAUACGAUCAGACUCAGCAAUUGUUCACGGUGACGGACGAAAAUUCCUCAAACACUUCAAAGGUAAUAGGUUUAGACGAGAAAAAUUUCGGACCGGAAUACUCGAAACAGAAACUUAUGAAACACAUGGGCAAAUUGUGGUUGAAUGCUGAGGUUCGAGCUUUAGAGAGUCAAGUACAAUCUCGAUUGAUGUCGCCGUAUCUUGUUCCCGAUCACAAAGCUUUAUCCAAGCAUACGCCGGCUCUUAAACGCUUAGUGGAAGCAAAAAUAUUUGUUGUAGUGAUUCCCUCGGUUGUUGUUUCUGCUCUGGACGAGGUGAAACGUGUAAGCGCUCAGGCGAGAGAAGCGACACGAUGGCUGGAGGUGCAACUGAGGUGUGGCUCAAGAUUUUUACGGGCGCAGAGACCACACGAACGUUUGGCGCCGCCGUUAAUAACAGAACCAAAACCGAAGGACAAGGAAGCAUGGUUAUUUUUUCAGAUAAUAGAGUGUUGUUACUAUCUGACUCAGGAAGCGAAGGUUGGUUUUACUGGUGACGGAGAGGUACCUGUUGUAACUCUCCUGACUGGUUGUAAGCCAGACGAUAGAAGAGCUUUGGAUUUUAGUCCUGAUGGAUUAGCAGAAAGUGCAGGUGUUAAUCUGGAGCACAUAGAAUUGUUUUAUGUAAAGUGGAAAUCGUCAAUCAAGAGCUACGGUUGAGCGAAAUAUAUCACUUUUGCGUGAUUAUUUGUCGCCAGUCUCAUUCAGAGAUGUCUAUUGCUCGGGUGCUGCACAAUCGGAUUUUCAGCCGAUUAAAGAGCAAACACAGCAAGAGGGUUGGAAACCCGCAUACGGAAAAUCGACAAACUGCUGUUUGGUGAUCGGUGCCGAUAAAGAAUGUCAUUUUCCGCAGUAGAAUCUUAAGUAACCAUGUUUUUCCCUCUUUCUAAUCAUUCGUAUUGCCAUUUAUGUUUAAAAAGAUUGUAUUUUUAAGUAAACGUUUUUAAAUAAUCAGA